Messenger RNA from Oppiella nova, 295 nucleotides. NCBI's taxonomy places the organism in Eukaryota, Metazoa, Arthropoda, Arachnida, Sarcoptiformes, Oppiidae. The record is from the annotation of a GenBank genome assembly.
CGGCUAUAAUCAUAUUUAAUCCCAAUCGUCCAAACCUUAUAGAUAGUCAUCUCAUUAAAGUGGAACGGCAGAUUUAUAUGAACCUACUUCACCGCUAUUUAAUAUUGAGAUACCGAUGCGAUUGCGAAUCAAAGUCGAAAUUCUUGCGGAUAAUGAAUGCAUUAAUAGAUUUACAUAACGUUAAGGAGGCCCAUAAACACAACUAUUGGCGAAAGGACCCCAAACUGGUGUUACCGCUGCUUCGGGAGGUUUUCGACAUGCACCCUCAUGUCAAUCACCACUAUUUAUAAAUGCA